GCACUGCACUUGUCGCAUACAUGUACGUUGUACAGGUGGAAAAUUACUGACUCUAUUUUUCACAGAUUGAGUGUACGGGAAAGUGUUUUACUGAAACGUCAAAGUAGUAGUAACAAUGGCAAGUGCUCUUGAGAAGAUCAGUCAGCAUCUUGAAUGUGGAAUUUGCCAGGACAGGCUCAAACAACCAAAGGUUCUCAACUGCUUGCACAGUUUCUGUCAAGAAUGUCUCCAGGAUUACUACAAACGCAGAUACAAAGAAGCUCCAGAGAUUCCUUGCCCUGUGUGCCGGCGGGUGACAGCACUACCAGAGACACGCAUCCAAGGCCUGAAAACAAACUUUCAUUUGAUGGGAAUCACUGAAGAGAUCUCUGACUGCGAGUUGUGUGAAGAGGAAAACGAAGCUACACAUCGCUGCUUAGACUGACAAAAUGUUUGCCCAAACUGUCGCAAGACGCACCUGCGAUGUGUCGCUACAUCAAACCAUACAGUGGCGACUUUUGAGGAAAUUCGUCAAGGAAAGGUGACCGUGAAAAAAUCUGAAAAUCACACAAAGUUUAGAUGCCAAAAACACGGUGGAGAGGUAAGACGAUUCUACUGUGAGACAUGUCAAGAGUUGAUCUGCCGGGAUUGUACUGUUGUUGACCACCGUAUACCAAACCAUCACUACGUGGACUCUGGAGAGGCUUCUAUCAAGUACAAACAAUCACUGAAGGAUAUGUUGCCAGAUUUUGAUGUGGACAUAAAAGUACUUGAACAGUCUUUAGCUGCUUCAUCUGAAGCUAAAUAGAAAUUGGCAAAGAAUGUCA
Acanthaster planci (crown-of-thorns starfish) is the source of this 806-nucleotide messenger RNA. Its product is annotated as E3 ubiquitin-protein ligase TRIM56-like. NCBI's taxonomy places the organism in Eukaryota, Metazoa, Echinodermata, Asteroidea, Valvatida, Acanthasteridae. Gene Ontology annotation, molecular function: zinc ion binding. The record is from RefSeq and is a predicted model, not a curated record.